Botrytis fragariae is the source of this 1629-nucleotide messenger RNA. Its product is annotated as putative trimethyllysine dioxygenase protein. The transcript is spliced from 10 exons. NCBI's taxonomy places the organism in Eukaryota, Fungi, Ascomycota, Leotiomycetes, Helotiales, Sclerotiniaceae. Gene Ontology annotation, cellular component: mitochondrion. Gene Ontology annotation, biological process: carnitine biosynthetic process. The record is from RefSeq and is a predicted model, not a curated record. The coding region runs from base 1 to 1629 and encodes 542 amino acids. Gene Ontology annotation, molecular function: iron ion binding; trimethyllysine dioxygenase activity.
AUGUAUCGCUCCAUCAUCCGGGCCCAACGAGUCAGUCGUUUGGCUCCUCGUCGCUGUUACAGUAGUGGACCUAAGAUAAGUCAUGAUCCCACUUUAUCAACAAAAGUUGAAGACAACACGCGUACAAAGGGUCUGUAUUCCCAAACUUCUACUUCGCGUUCACCUGAAGUUCAAGACAAUGCGUACUCUUCAUAUAAGCGUUCCAAUGGCCAGUUUGUUUUCAAUGCCUCCCACGGCCCACCUGUCCCUUUGCGAAAGAAAACUCGGCCUCCAACCUUUAUACGGCCUCUCCUCAGUACUGAGCUUUCUGCUCAGGAAAAGGCAAACCAAGAGUUGAUAAACUCGGCCGCUGAUCUAGGGGAAGAGAUCGUUCAUCCAAAAUUAGGAAAAGGUUAUCGAGAGAAUCUUCGUUUGCUCGAUAAUGGAGCAUUCAUGCCAAUUAAUUUUGCUGAAGGGCCGGAUUCUGUUCCGCGUCGAUGGCUGAGAGACAAUUGUCGUUGUGCCAAGUGCAGACGUCCUGAUACUAUGCAGCGAGAAGUAGACAUUUUCUCGUCUGACCUCAAAGUUCUACCGGAUUCUAUCAACAAGGCCAAGAAGGAGGGCCUUGAAGUAACAUGGCUGGAUGGUACAGAUAAUGAUGUUAAGUCAGAUCAUGUUACUGUUUACCCAUGGGAGUGGCUCCACAAACAUCAGGUUUACCGCGACGCAACAAAGUUCCAGUCUCCUAAAGCUUCAAUUGUCAGUGGGACUCGGGGAGGAGAUAAUUCAGCAGAAGUGGAAGUUCCCAUGCCUGACCCAGAUAGUCAUGAAGUUGUUCUUUGGGAUUCGCUUAUCGGGAAGAAUCCACCUACUGUCAACUAUGAAGAAGUUAUGGCAAGUGAAACUGGCGUAGGAAAGUGGACACGCAUGAUUCACAACUAUGGCUUCUGUUUCGUAGAUGGGGUUCCAGUAUCUCCCGAAAAGACUCAGGAGCUUCUGGAACGCAUUGCCUUUAUUCGGCCAACGCAUUAUGGUGGAUUUUACGAUUUCACAUCCGAUCUUACAAUGAAAGACACCGCAUACACUAGUGAAGCCAUUGGUCCUCACACCGAUACAACCUAUUUCACCGAUCCCGCUGGCCUCCAGAUGUUUCAUCUUCUUUCUCAUACUGAAGGUACUGGUGGUGAAUCUCUUCUUGUUGACGGCUUCUGGGCCGCUCGCUUACUUCGUAGUCGCCACAAAGAUGCUUUAUCAAAGAUAUCAGUUCCUUGGCAUGCUAGUGGUAAUGAUGGCAUUAAUAUCACUCCAAAUAGGCCAUACCCUGUUCUUACCAUGAAUAAAAAUCGUGCUGCGUCGCAGGUUAGGUGGAACGAGGCAGAUAGGGGAACGAUUCAUCCUGGAUACUCUCAGGAGUGGUAUGAGGCGGCGAAAGCAUAUAAUGAUCGGGUUAAUGAUCCAAAGCUACAGUAUUGGUCGCAACUUGUACCUGGACGUGCUUUGAUUUUCGAUAAUUGGAGAGUUCUUCAUGGAAGAUCAGAGUUUACAGGUAAAAGACGUAUAUGUGGUGGAUACAUUAAUCGUGAUGAUUACGUUUCGAGAUAUCUGAAUACAAAUUUUACUCGCGAACAGAUCUUGGAGAAGAUACUAUGA